AUGUCCAAUCCCAGCGACUACACGGUGGGCUGGGUAUGCGCCCUUACAUGCGAGUAUGUCGCCGCCCAAGAGUUUCUCGACGAAGAGCAUGACCCUCCGGACUCGCUGCAGCCUAACGACAGCAACGACUAUACGCUUGGGCGGAUUGGGCGACACAACGUCGUGAUAGCUGUCCUCCCAGACGGCGAAUACGGAACAGCUACGGCGGCCAGUGUGGCUACGAGCAUGCUCAAUAGUUUCCCCAAUGUCAGGAUUGGGUUGAUGGUCGGCAUCGGUGGCGGCGCUCCCAGUCCCACGAACGAUGUCCGUCUUGGUGAUAUCGUUGUCAGCGCACCCCGCGAGGCCAAUGGUGUCACGUAUGGCGGCGUAUUUGAAUACGACUUUGGUAAGACCAUACAAGACCAGGCCUUCCAGGAAACACGAUUCUUAAACCAGCCUCCCACGACCCUUCGAGCAGCUGUCCGGGGCCUUCAAGCCCAGUACGCGAGGAAGGGUCACCAGCUCGGACAAGCCGUUAGCAACGUCAUCAGUAAGAACCCCAUGCUACAAGACGAAUACUCGCGGCCAAAUUCAAGCACGGAUUUUCUGUUCCGAUCCGACUUUACGCACGGCUCGAGAGGUUGUGCAGAGUUUUGUGCCAAAGAUCCAUCCAGCCUGGUCACACGACGCCUAAGGACUGUCUAUCACGAUAAACCGGCCAUUCAUUACGGCAUCAUCGCGUCAGCCAACCAGCUAAUGAAGAAUGCUAUCACUCGGGACAGGCUGGCAAAGGAGAGGAAUGUCUUGUGUUUUGAGAUGGAGGCUGCAGGCCUGAUGAACGACUUUCCUUGCCUCGUCAUCCGGGGCAUUUGCGACUACUCGGAUUCGCAUAAGAACAAAAAAUGGCAAGGUUAUGCUGCCAUGGCUGCGGCUGCAUACGCCAAGGAUCUUCUCAAUCGCAUCGUUCCCAGCAGAAUCGAGAAUGAACAGAGAAUGAGCGAGCUGUUCUCAACUGCACUUCAUGCACUUGAAAACACAGGAGAAAAUGUUAAUGUAAUAAAGUCACGCUCAGACAGGGAAAUUGAGCUCGAGAUAUUGAACUGGUUGACGGCUAUCGACUACGGCCCACAACAGAGCGACAUCUUCAGAAGCCACCAACCCGGAACUGGACAAUGGGUGUUGGACUCUGAUCAAUAUCAAACAUGGAUCGCCACCAAAGGCAAGACCUUAUUUUGCCCAGGAAUUCCUGGAGCGGGCAAGACGAUCGUGGCAUCCGUUGUCAUCAACCAUCUGAUGGAGAAGUUGCGAGAAGACCCAGGCAGUGGGCUUGCGUAUAUAUACUGCGAUUUCAGGAGGAGGAACGAGCAAACAGUCGAGCAUUUUGCUUCGAGUUUGUUGAAACAACUGGCAGAGAAACAACCUACGCUUCCAGAUGCUGUGCGGCAGCUCCAUAAACGUCACAAAAAGUCAAGAACGGAACCCUCACUGAAAGAGCUAGUUGAAUCUCUUCGCUCCGUCGCGCAACUAUUCGAUCAUGUCUUCGUCGUCGUUGACGCUCUCGACGAGUGCCAAGAAUCCAACCACUGCCUACCAAGGUUUCUCUCGGAGCUCUUUGACCUUCAGAAGCAACUUGGAGUGAACGUUUUUGCAACAGCCAGACCUCUCGGGCACAUCAAGUCGAAUUUCGAAAGGGCCAUCUCGAUCGAAAUCCGCGCCCAUAGCGGGGACGUAAGAAAGUAUGUCAGUGGCAGGCUGGGAGAAUUGCCCAUGAUUGUUCAGAGGAAUACAAAACUUCAAGAAGACAUCACGGAUAACAUUUCUCGUGUCGUCGAUGGGAUGUUUCUCCUCGCGAAAUUGCACUUCGAGUCUUUGAUAGGAAAGAUGACGGGCAAAGCCAUCCGAAGAGCUUUGGAAUCUCUGCCAACUGGUUCCAGCGCUUAUGACAGCGCAUACGAGGAGGCUAUGAAUCGCAUCGAGGAUCAGAACAGAGACAAGAGAGACAUGGCAAAAAAGACUCUGCUCUGGAUCACCUGCGCCAAGGAACGUCUCACAAAAUCAGAGCUUCAAGAAGCUCUAGCGGUAGAAAUCGGCGAACCGAAGCUCGAUCAAGACAACCUACCCAACAUGGAUGAUGUGGCGUCGGUUUGCGCCGGACUCGUUACCAUUGAUGAGGAGAGCGACGUUGUGCGGCUAGUUCACUACACGACGCAGGACUUCUUCGAAAGAACGCGCGACAAAUGGUUCGAAGGCGCGGAAUCUCAUAUCGCUGAGGUUUGCCUCACCUAUCUUCUAUUCGAACAGUUCCGAGGGGGCAUGAAGGGUGUUCUACAGUCUGGCCAGAUCCCAUCUCUCCAUCCUGUCACAAGGAAAAUAGGGAAGCUUAUCAUCAAGCAAGUGGAACCCUUUCGUCUCUGGACUAGGUGGAAGGAUCAUCACCUCCCUUUCUACCAUUAUGCUGCGGGAAACUGGGCCAGUCACGUGCGUAAUGCUUCAAUGCAAACGCACGAUCAAGUGAUUGCAUUCUUGGAAAGCGGCGGCCCUUUGCAAAUGUCGGUAAUGCAUACAAGGGAGAUACCGGGCUCAAUUUCAAAUAUGACGGGACUUUACCUUGCUGCGUACCUUGAACUGGACCAAACAGUCGAGGCCUUGCUGCGACGAGGCCAUAACCCAAACAUCGCGUCCGACAGUCGGUGGUUCAUCCGUGAGAAGGAAAUUCCAUUGAUUUCCGCAAGUCAACGCGGCAAUGGAAAAGUUGUCAAGGUCCUCCUCUCGGGUCAAGCCAACCCAAACCUUUCAGAUCACCAAGGAAGGACGGCCCUCUGGUGGGCCGCAUCUAAGGGCUACGACGACAUCGUGAAGCUACUAAUAGAUAAAGGCGCGAAUCCGGACUACCAAGGCUUUGACGGGGCAACAGCUCUCGGAGCAGCUUGUGCACGUCGCGACUACAAAGUCGCCAAGGUCCUCCUUGAUGGUCGAGCCAACCCAAACCUUCAAGAUGGCCAAAAAGGAACAGCCCUCUGGUGGGCUGCGUUUAACGGCUACGAUGACAUCGUGAAGUUACUAAUAGACAAGGGCGCGGAUCCAGACCACCGAGACCUUCUCGGAAGAACAGCGCUUGGGGUAGCCUGUGAACAUGGUUACACGUCUGUAGUGAAAGCGCUACUUCCUGGCGCCCGGAUCGACCUUGAAUCCUUAGUUUCGACCACAUUUACCACGCCGCUACUCAUCGCUAUUAGGGGAGGCAAGGUUAGACUGGUUGAGGCUCUACUGAAAAGAGGCGACACUGCAAGCCUGGGGAAGGACUGGUCUCAGAGUGCACUGUCUCUUGCAGUGAGCAAGGGCCAUACCAAAGUUGUCCAACUGCUGCUGCGUAUGGGUGCUAACGCACACCGAGGUUCACCACCACUCGUCACGGUUGCAGCUAGGAAAGGAUACACUGACAUUGUCGAGAUAUUGCUGGGGGCGGGUGUUGAUCCGGAUGAUAUAAAGGACUGGGGGUAUAUUUUGUUCCAAAGGGCUCUCAACCGGCGCUGA
Fusarium keratoplasticum is the source of this 3513-nucleotide messenger RNA. Its product is annotated as NACHT domain-containing protein. Bases 1 to 3513 code for a protein of 1170 amino acids. Lineage: Eukaryota; Fungi; Ascomycota; Sordariomycetes; Hypocreales; Nectriaceae. The record is from RefSeq and is a predicted model, not a curated record. Gene Ontology annotation, molecular function: protein binding; catalytic activity. The transcript is spliced from 3 exons. Gene Ontology annotation, biological process: nucleoside metabolic process.